UUCUGAAUCUUCUGAACAGCUCUUCGGCACUCAGACCUCCGGUACGGGCUUUUGCUAGAUGAAAUAAGUUCGAGCAUCGUUUGGUGUGGAUGGACAGGUCAAGACACUGCGGGAGCUCCGUUGGAUUUAUUCACCGCAUCAUCCAGGGAUAAAUCUGCCUCAAGAACACGUUUCUUGAUCGGAUAAAAUAAAAAGGACAAUGUAUGGACUAAACCAGCGCUGCAUUUACAUAUCAUUUCAUUUGUUUGUGCUGUGGUGUCAUGCUCAGGGGGAGAAUCACCCGUCUCCUCAUUUUAAGCAGUAUGUGAGGACGCAGGGCGCAGGGACGGACCAGCUGAGCCGUCGCCAGGUCCGCGUCUACCAGCUCUACAGCCGCACCAGCGGGAAACACGUGCAGAUCCCCGGCAGGAGGGUCAGCGCCACCGCGGAGGAUGGAGAUGUGUUCGCUCGCCUCUUUGUUGAGACGGAUACCUUUGGCAGUCGAGUGAGAAUCAGAGGUGCAGAAAGUAGGCGCUACCUCUGCAUAAACCGGAAGGGGAAACUUGUUGGAAAGCCCAAUGGCCGGAGCAGGGAUUGUAUCUUCACAGAAAUUGUACUGGAGAACAAUUACACAGCCUUCCAGAAUGCCAAGUAUGAGGGCUGGUAUGUGGCUUUUACCAGGAAAGGAAGGCCCGUCAAAGCCUCCAGGACCAGGCAGAACCAGAGGGAGGUCCAUUUCAUCAAGAGGCUACACACAGGCCCGCCCUCCUUCCCCAACACGGACCAAAGCAAACAAUUUGAGUUCAUUCGCUUUCCGGCCACAAGUCGAGCAAAGAGGAACAGGAAAUCCCUUACCUCUUCCUAACAUGCUACAAAAAGCGAACUGAUGAAAGUUGCUUUCGGAAGAUACAGAUGCAAUUAUAUUUUUGUAUAUUUUUGACAGCCAAAAGAUGUUUAAAAUGCCACAAAUCUAAAAUAACAGAAUUAUGAUGUGUAAAUACUGAAG
Molecule: messenger RNA, 985 nt
Organism: Pungitius pungitius (ninespine stickleback)
Lineage: Eukaryota; Metazoa; Chordata; Actinopteri; Perciformes; Gasterosteidae
Gene: fgf17
Product: fibroblast growth factor 17
Exons: 5
Coding region: 200-844 (214 amino acids)
Biological process (GO): fibroblast growth factor receptor signaling pathway; animal organ morphogenesis; cell differentiation
Cellular component (GO): cytoplasm
Molecular function (GO): fibroblast growth factor receptor binding; growth factor activity
Source: RefSeq, a predicted model, not a curated record